Molecule: messenger RNA, 807 nt
Organism: Spathaspora passalidarum NRRL Y-27907
Lineage: Eukaryota; Fungi; Ascomycota; Pichiomycetes; Serinales; Debaryomycetaceae
Gene: PUP1
Product: proteasome core particle subunit beta 2
Exons: 1
Coding region: 1-807 (268 amino acids)
Cellular component (GO): proteasome core complex
Molecular function (GO): threonine-type endopeptidase activity
Source: RefSeq, a predicted model, not a curated record
AUGGCAGGACUAAAUUUCGAAAACUACCAAAGAAAUUCAUACUUGUCCACCAAGGGGUUCGCCACACCAAGGGCCACUUCUACAGGUACCACCAUUGUCGGAUGCAAGUUCCCGGGUGGAGUAGUGAUUGCUGCCGACACCAGAGCUACUUCAGGACCUAUCGUCGCCGAUAAGAAUUGUGAAAAGUUACACAGGUUAGCACCCAAGAUCUGGUGUGCUGGUGCCGGUACAGCUGCCGAUACCGAAAUGGUUACGCAAUUGAUUGCAUCCAAUUUGGAAUUGCAUGCGCUCUCCCAGAAUAGAGAACCUCGUGUCAUAACAGCAUUGACGAUGUUGAAACAACACUUGUUCAAGUAUCAGGGCCAUUUGGGUGCAUAUUUGAUUUGUGCAGGUGUAGAUCCUACUGGAGCCCACUUAUUGUCGGUUCAAGCCCAUGGGUCCACUGACAUUGGGAAGUACCAAUCCUUGGGUUCCGGUUCUUUAGCUGCUAUGGCGGUAUUGGAAACUAAUUUCCGAGAAGAUUUAACAAAAGAAGAGGCAAUUAAGUUGUGUGCUGAUGCAAUUGAAGCGGGUAUUUGGAACGAUUUGGGUUCCGGUUCCAAUGUCGAUGUGUGUGUUAUGGAAGUUGGCAAAGAUGCCGAAUUGUAUAGAAAUUAUCUCACUCCGAAUGUGAGAUCGCAAAAGGCUAGAUCGUACAAGUUUGCUCCUGGAACCACUGCCAUUUUAAGAGAGAGCGUCCGCGAUAUCUUGGACGUCGAAGAGACUGUGGUAUCAUUUGACCAAAUGGAAGUUGACACAGAGGCAUAG